AUGUACGCCGGGGAGGAAGACGUGUUCAACAGAGAGCCCGGAACAUGGACUCCAUCCAAGCCCUUCGAUCAAGGACUUGAUCCAGCCAAAGACCCCUGUCUUAAGAUCAAGUGCAGUCGCCACAAAGUGUGCGUGUCCGAGGAUUAUAAGACUGCCACUUGUGUCAGCCAGAGGAGAGUGAGUUUUAAAGAUUCCAGCGUGUACCAGAGUCCAGGGUCAAAGUGCAAACCCUGCCCUGUGGUUCACCCCUCUCCCGUCUGCGGAACUGACGGCCACUCCUACUCCACCAAGUGUAAGUUGGACUACCAGGCGUGCAUCACGGGAAAGAAGAUCGCUGUGAAGUGUUCUGGCAUGUGUCCUUGCCCCUCCCAGCCCGAGCAGAGCUCCGCAGAGAAGAAAGUGUGCAGCGAGUCGGACCUGAAGGAGGUGGUGAAUCGUCUGAGGGACUGGUUUCGGGUGCUGUAUGAGAAUGGCAACCACAAGAGAGUCAAGAUCCAGAAGCCAGAGAAGAACAAGUUCGAGGUUGGCACGUCCCCUAUUUGUAAGGACCCUGUGGGCUGGAUGUUCCCCCGCCUGGACACAAACUUUGACGUCCAGCUGGACCAAUCGGAGAUCAAGAGCCUCUACCUGGACAGGAACGAGCCGUGCUCCGACGCCUUCUUCAAAUCCUGCGAUACGCACAUGGACAAAGUCAUAACCAGCUCAGAGUGGUGCACAUGCUUCCAGAGGUACACAGAUUCCCCGUGUAAAGAAGAGCUGUCCAGUAUCAACAAAAAGCAAGCGGGGAAGAAAGUGAUUGGUCAGUACCUGCCAUCCUGUGAUGAGGAAGGUUACUACAGGUCCCACCAGUGCCACAGCAGCAGCGGCCAGUGUUGGUGUGUAGAUCGCUAUGGCAACGAGGACGCCAGCUCUCGCACGCAUGGCCCUGCAAACUGCGGCGUGAUUCUGGAGUCUUCCGGCGACCUCGGCAGCGGAGACUCGCUGUUCAGCGACGAUGACGAAGAUUCCUUCGUUCUCAACGACCAGGCCGGGAUGGACGACGAGGACGAUGAAGACGAGGACGACGACGACGACAACGACGAGUAUUUGUCGUAAUUUCAAAAACAGAAAAGAAAAAAAAAAGAAAAAAGAGAAAACUGUUUGUUUGGUCAAACUGCACGUUUCUAGGUGACUCCCCAAGCAGAUAAUCGUACUAACAGCCUACGGACUACUCUCUGUGUGUUGUUUGUUCAUAAGUAAAAAAAAAAAAAAAAAAUCCUGGGAAACGUUUAUGAUUUCUCUUCCUCUCUUAAGUAUAAAAUGUGAUUGGUUGACACCAGCCAAUCAGAGAACACGAUCCUGUGUUUGGGAUUCGGUCAUCUGUGCAAAGACCUCUCACCUGCUUUGGACAGUCCAUGUCUUAUAGUGUGUUGUGUCCUUGUGCAGCACUCUGAUGCCUAAGUCUGUUGAUGCCUGCGGCGCAAUGUUAAAGAGAUUUCCCCUCCUCCUCCUCCUCCUCCUCCACCACCUCCUCCUCCUCCUCCUCCUCUUCCUCCCAUCCCCCGCCGUCCUUUACUCCUUAUCAAAUGUUCCUGUGUAUAGGUGGGAUGUCGAUGAUGUAGAUAUAUUGCACUCUUUAGGUUUCUUUUGAUCUUGAUUUGUAAUCGUGACUGUAACUAUGUGGAAAAACAAGAUAAGAGUUAGACAUGCUUCAUUAGGAGAAUUAAGGCAACAACAAAAAAAAGAAAAAAGAAAACACAGCGCGAGUUGGGAUAACAAUCAGAACCGACAUGCUAGCUGUUUUCACAGAGACACAAAUCAAGUCAGAUCAUCUCAAAGACUCAGCAACAAGGAAAAACAAAUUACUGCUUGGCCGGUGGUGAUGGGGUGUUAUUGUUAUCUAUUUUUCUAAUCCAUUGUUGGUUGAAGACAGAUGAUGAAACAGAUUUGUUGUAGCAUGUCUAAUACUGCGUGAUGUCGUCUCAGUCUGUAGAACCAGAGGCCAAACCUUUGUGGAACUCAAAACAAAAUGGAGCUUGAGGGAAGAAAAAACGCCCCUCAAGCGUGUACAGAUGAAACUACACUUGCAUAGUUAAAUAAAGUGCUUGAGACACGAGUCUGUGUGAGAAAAAUUUAAAAAACAAACUCUCCUUCAAUACUUCAGUGGGCUAAAAGGGAACUUCGUCGGGCCUCAGAAGAGGAGUUUAUGUUUUUGCAAGUUCACGUUAUCUGAGCACACUUGUUUAACUGAACGACUCUCUUGCAAAGGGAUUAAAACGGCGUAGAGCCCUGCAGACCUCCUGAAACCGUCUGGCUGGGGAUGAAGGGUAAAGGUGUGCCUUUGACCGGUGGGGACAGACGGCGGGGACUUUGGGAGAAGCAUGCUUUAUGGACGGACGGAAGCUCGCUGGGACUCAGCCGUCCGUUCCCUGAUACCAUUUGGGUUUUGAUAUGGCUUGUGUUUUGGGUCUCUCUCUUGCAAUGGUGUAACAUAGGCCAUAUUUCAGAUCUUUUGAUUUGAUCCAUAGGAUAGCUAGAAUGUAGAAAAGCACACAUACAUUUAGCAGUCGAGGAGUAAAGAACACAACCAGAUUCUGCUGGAUUUUAAAAGAUGUUUUUAUAUUAGCACACCGGCUAGAGGAAGCUUUGGUUUAGAGAGCUUUAUACGAAAAGAGGGAUGAUUAUCUUACAGUGUUUUGCUCUUACUUUGUUUUAAAAGCUUGAUUUGUACCCGAUCUGCUCUAACUACUUAAAGUGUAUAUCUGUCAGGGCUGAGAACUGAAACUGAUCCCAGAUUUGUGUAUUCUUGACAAGUCGAUAGAUUAGUUAGAUUAGCUCCUAUGUUCAUUUUCAAUCCAUAAUCUGCCUUCGGGCUUCAUUCUGAAUAAAAACAUCCAUUGAAAUUCCACGUUAAGACCUGCAAAGUGCCAUCUAACUGUCCAGUAAUUUAGUUUUUUGCUCCCUUCAUUGCUUUUAACUUGGAAUUUCAACUCACUCUAAGAAACGGAAACGGUUUUAGUCUCAAAGUGUACUGUUUCAUGAGCGCGAUGACAUGCAAAUCAUUUUGAUGACCUCAGACACUGUAGCCACUCUCAACCAAUCACACACCGUCAUCACAGCUCUGUUAUGUUUUACGGUUAUGAUACAGAUGCAUUUUUUACAGUGUAUGUAUGAUUUGCUGAAAUAAAAGCUAUAUUGACCAAUA
Molecule: messenger RNA, 3184 nt
Organism: Gasterosteus aculeatus aculeatus (three-spined stickleback)
Lineage: Eukaryota; Metazoa; Chordata; Actinopteri; Perciformes; Gasterosteidae
Source: RefSeq, a predicted model, not a curated record